GGCCUUCCUGGCAAAGAUGGACCCACAGGCCCACAAGGACCUCCUGGCCCAGUGGGCAUACCUGGUGCUCCAGGUGUUCCAGGUGUUACAGGAAGCCAGGGGCCACAAGGUGAUGUUGGAGCUCCUGGUGCUCCUGGACCUAAGGGAGAAAGGGGAGAGCGGGGUGAUCUCCAGUCCCAAGCAAUGGUGCGUGCUGUUGCUCGUCAAGUGUGUGAACAACUUAUCCAGGGUCAUAUGGCCAGAUAUAACUCAAUCCUGAACCAGAUUCCAAGCCAGUCUGUCUCAACACGAACCAUUGCAGGACCUCCUGGGGAACCAGGUCGGCCAGGGGCUCCAGGGCCCCAGGGUGAGCAAGGAUCACCAGGCAUGCAAGGGUUUCCAGGAACUCCUGGUCAACCAGGAAGACCAGGAGAAAGAGGUUUACCAGGCGAGAAGGGAGAAAAAGGCAACCCGGGUGUUGGAACUCAAGGACCCCGAGGCCCACCAGGAUCUACAGGGCCUCCAGGAGAAAGCCGAACUGGCAGCCCAGGACCCCCCGGCUCUCCAGGCCCGCGGGGUCCCGCCGGCCACACGGGGCCCCCCGGCUCGCAGGGCCCCUCCGGCCCCCCGGGGUACUGCGACCCUUCCUCCUGCGCGGGGUACGGCAUGGGAGGUGGAUACGGUGAGCCAACCGAUCAAGACAUCCCCGUAGUGCAGUUGCCACAUAACUCCUACCAAAUCUAUGACCCCGAGGACCUUUAUGAUGGUGAGCAACAGCCGUAUGUAGUUCACGGGUCCUACCCCCUCCCGUCCCCAUACUCCCAGUCCUCCUAUCCAUCACCUCAUCUUGCUCAACCAGAGUUUACUCCCGUUCGAGAAGAGAUGGAAGCCGUUGAACUGAGAUCCCCGGGAAUUACUCGCUUCACACGGAAGAUAGCCAAGAGAAGCGUCACGGCUCCAGUGCACAAAAGGGCAAAUGGAAAAAAGCCCUCUCAAUGAACUGUUCAGAAAGGGAAAUGUUUUACGUGCAUCUAUAUUUGGCCCUUUGUUCGGGUACCUGACCUGUCAUGGAAGAUGUUUACAAGCUCUUAUGUUAAAGGAAAAUAAAUGUACGUGACCAGCUGACACACAAAAUAAAGGUGAUUAUCUUGCAUGCCAGAAACUUAGUAUGUUAGUGGGUUGGUGCUAGAUGAUGGGGAAGGAUCACUUGUAGAUCUUUUUCCAGAGUACUGUUUGAGACAGUACUCAAACUGCAUCUAAAAAAUCUUCAUCGGGUUAAGUUGCUGUACAGAACCAUUCGGAAAGGUCCAUGUUUGUUAUCCAGCUGACUCUGUUCUCUUAGUUUUGGAUGAGUUGCUUUUACUUGUGGAGUAACCCUACUAAAUUCACCGAAGAACAAUGCAUAAUCAGGUUUCCUUACACCCAGCUAUUACCCCUUUGCAAAGCCUUAUGUUUAUGCAAUUCUUUUUCACCCACAUUAUAUAAAUACACAAGAAUGUUCUGUGGGAGUACACUGAUAAUUUAUUGUGAACCUCUUUCAUUUCUGUUUUGUAUGCAAAUAAAAGUGGCAAGCUUUUAUAUUGUUAA
Messenger RNA from Anas platyrhynchos (mallard), 1566 nucleotides. The record is from RefSeq and is a predicted model, not a curated record. Lineage: Eukaryota; Metazoa; Chordata; Aves; Anseriformes; Anatidae.